This is a messenger RNA of Engraulis encrasicolus (European anchovy), 6137 nucleotides long. RefSeq lists its product as uncharacterized. Gene Ontology annotation, cellular component: myosin complex. NCBI's taxonomy places the organism in Eukaryota, Metazoa, Chordata, Actinopteri, Clupeiformes, Engraulidae. The transcript is spliced from 4 exons. The coding region runs from base 154 to 786 and encodes 210 amino acids. Gene Ontology annotation, biological process: positive regulation of apoptotic process; apoptotic process; negative regulation of autophagy. The record is from RefSeq and is a predicted model, not a curated record.
CAGAGAAAAGAGAGAGUAGAAGCAGCGAUAAGCACGACCCAGCCUGUGUCGCCAACAAUUGUGAUCUUACAGUUUUCAUUUCUGAUAAGGAAAUACAGCGACUUGGAGGAAACAACAAGCAGGCUGCAGCCCGGCGGUGGUGGGGGGAUCCACAUGGAGGAUGAGGACGAGGAUGUGGUGUUCGGGGAGGACUCCAACUCUAAGUGGCUCUCUCCACCCUUCAGGGACAUAAAGCCCAAUCAUCAUCAUCAUCAGCAGCAGCAGCAGCAGCAUCAUCAUUACCAGCAUCAUCAUCACCAGGGCAUCGGGACGGCAACGGAGGACAGGGCAACGCAGGCGCCAGAAAUCCAGCCCGCGCCCGGCGGCGGCCACCCAGGGCCCGCCCUGUUGCUAGGCAACGGCAUGCUGCCCUGCGGCCUGGCAGAGGAGCCCCGACGACUCUUCCACGGUAACGCAGCCUUUCGACUGCUCCAGCCGCCUCAUCCGGGCGAGCCGAUGGUGAUGGCCAUGGAGCAGGAGCAGUGGGGGCACGCCGAUCACCCCCGGCAACCAGCCGAUCACCCCCGGCAACCAGCCGAUCACGCCCGGCAACCAGGAGCGCGCAACGUGGAGGUGGAGAUCGGGCAGAAACUGCAGAGGAUCGGCGAUCAGUUCCACCAGGAACACCUACAGCUGUUUCAGAGAAACCAAAGGCACCGUCGGCAGCCCUUGUGGUGGCGCGUGGCGUGGGCAGUGUACAGCCUGCUCUUCGAGAGACCCGCUGUGGAGGCCAGAGAGCCCAGGUGAGACUGAGCAGACCCAGCCACCGCAACCCGGACCGGAUCCGGACCACAUUUGGACUGGUGCCUGGAUCGGACCGGACUGGACUGGGCUGGGCUGGGCUAAUAAAACGGAACUGGAGCCAGACCUGGACUGGAACUCCACUCCAUCCAGUCCUUCUCAAGGUGGCUUUGGGGAUCUGUUUCCAAUGGCACUGUAGAAUAUUCAACACGGGUUUCGGAGAAGAAAGAAGAGGAAGGAGAGAGAGAGCUAGAGGUUGAGAGAAAGAAGAGAGAGAUUUCUUCAACAAAGGAGAUACUUGGUGGCCGCUGGUCCGGGCCAAGUGUCGUUCUUGAUGCUCCUUUUCCCAAGCCAGUUCCACCUCAACCGAACCCCACCCCACCCCACUCUCUCUCUCUCUCUCUCUCUCUCUCUCUCUCUCUCUCUCUCUCUCGCUCUCUUGCUCUCUCGCUCUCUCCAAGAAGAAGAUGCCAUGCUGUUCACAAGAUGUGGUUUUUUUUUCUAUUCAUAUUUUCUCAAGAAAAGACAUGGAAAAUGAAACAAAAAGGAUUGUGAAGUAAAGAAGACUGAGAAGAAGAAGAGGUGAAAAGGGGGAGGGGAAGUAUUUUGUACAGUUUAUAAUGGUCUUGUUUUUGUCGUUUGCACUUCCGUACAUGUACACUUCUUGAAUGACCUCCAUAAGACUUGGGAGUGCCUUAUUGUUGCCAUGCCAUGCCACGAAUGGACUGAUGGGUAGAGGUGAGGAGGAGGAGAACAAAGGAGCAGGAUGAAGAAGAAAUUGAUUUUUUUUUUUUAAUGAAGAUUGGGGUGGCAUGGCACUCCUGUUCUAAACUCUCCCAGUAAACCAAUCAACUUGACAACCAACUAAUCUCCAAAGAGGCUGUUAUUUUGUUUUGUUUUUGUAUUCCUUUCUUUUUUUUCCAGAACAAACUGUUUUGCACCUCAGCUUGUCCAGUUACUAUUUUUUAACAAAAUGUCGAGUAUCUUUUUUUCUACAACUGUUGUAUGUCUGUGUAUGUGUGUGUUUUUUUUAUUUCCAGUGUCUAUAUCUUUUUUGUUUGUUUGUUUUGAGGUAUUCCUCACAUGGAUUCGUCCAAGUUUGUUGUUUAGGUGUCGUGCCAAGUGGUGGUGGCAUCAUGAAGUCUUGUCGAGGUUGUUAUGGACUUGAAACAAAAAAUUACUCUUGUAAAACCUAAAUUGUGAUGUUCCUACUGUAGAUAUGAAAGGCAGACAAAAGAACCCAAGACGAUCUCAAUCACAACCUUUCCAGACAGUUCUGUUCUAGUAAGUGUCUGUUUGUGAUGGGAGACGCUAAUGAGCUUCAUGUACUCCUCAUGGGCUGUGUUCUGACGUCUUCACUUGUACACUUCGUAGGGAACAAUAUAGCGUAACCUAUGUAGUGCACGAGUGGACAUUUGGGACGCAGCCAUAGUCUUUCAGGGUAACAGCUUUUCUCAUUGGUAAGCCAUUGUACCCCUAUGAAAUUACAUUAACAUCAUAUUAAGGCCAGAACCAAGUCUCACAUGACCAGCAGAGACGCACAUGAGCUUUGAAAGCCAUUUUGCUUGCACUAGAGUACGCCUGCCAAGGGUGGUCGAUUUUAAUCAGAAAGCACAUUUUUUUUCAAUUCUGACAUGUUUUUUUGUUGUUGAUUUUUUUUUUGUAGUCAUUCUUUUUUGGUUUACUUUUAUCCCCAUUUUAACCACCAGGGAUAGAAAACCUCUUAGGGAUGACCUUGUCCCUAAACCUGAAUGAUUGUGGUGAAUUUACCUUCUCUUUUGGUAUAUUUACACCUCUAAGACUAUGUAAUGAAGGUGACUGAAACAUGGAUUAUUCUUAACGUUAAAUUCUUUUGUAUUUUCUUAGAAACCUGAUGUUUUAACAUCCUAUGUAUUGGCAUUACAUAAAAAUGAAAAACAUAUCCGACAGAGACAUACGUAAUUAGAAUUCCAUAACAAAUUAGGUUUUUUUUGUUAAAACUGAGUCAUUCAGUUAAUUUAAAUAACCCACCAAACCAAUCGGAAUGCUGUUGUUUUAAUUAACCAAUCAAUUUGAUAAAGGUGUCUGUCUCCUCGACCCUAAGAUGUUUUUUUAAAGGUCGUUCUAUGGUGCCAGCUGGAGAUUAGACUCCAAACCACUCACUUGUGUAUAGGCGCCUGAGUAUAUACUGUGCAAACAAAUCUGUGAAUCGACUGCAUCUCUUUCUCUCAGGAUACUUAUCUGGACUUUUGUAAUUUUGAAUAAGUAUAUACGAGUACUCAGUACAGUACCUUUCAGGUGAAUUUGUUAAACGGUGCAGUGGUGUAAAUGUUUAAUUGAUAUGACCACUACUUCUUUACCUUUUUAAACUUUUUUUUUUUUUACAAGACUAGAGGAGAAAAUCUUCGGAAGAAAGAAUCGAACUGUAGUUGUUAUUAUGUUUUUGGUAUUUUUGAAGACACUGAUUUGUUCUCGUCAAUGCUGUCAUUUUUUUGUUUUUGUUUUAUUCUGUUUUGUAUUCUUGUAUUGCCUUGUACUAUUUUCAUUUCCAACCUUGUGUCCAAGGUCAGGGGAGUAGUUCAGGCGCUGUGGGAGACGUAAGCAAAACCACAGAUAAAUACUAUCACUGCAAAGGGACUUUUUGGCCUUUUCCAAAUCCACCUUCAAAGUUUUCAUUAUUCAUUUUUUCAAUCAUUAAUUUCAAUUGCGUUCUGUUCUGGUAUCCAUGGCCACACCGUAGCGUAGCACACAAACCCCUGGGUACAUACAGCAGUAUGGUACAGUAGCCUCUUGUUGAUGUAGCUGCAAGUUGGUGACUGUUUGAGGGAGAGUGCUUGUGGAGGCAGAGGCUACACUGAAAGCAUGUUUGAAAGCAUGAUGAGCAGAAAGUUGUAGUUGUUUCCUGCAAAUUUUGAACGCUGAGCCAGUUAUGUCCUAGUAGCUCUGUCUCCGCGUGCCUCUGUCGUGUCACCUUAGCCUUGCUGAGUAGCCAUAGCCUUAUUCUCUCUAUGCCCUGUCUGCGGACCACUCCUGAAACCUCCUCCGGACAUUAAGGCUUUUGUAAUUUAUUUUAUUUUGUUUUAUUUGGUUUUAUUGUUCUUUUUUUUGUUCAUGUAUUUAUUGUUUGUAUAUUUGUCCAUUUGCUACUGUAUACUUUCAUGUGUGCAAUUUCUCGACUGUUCUUUUUUUAUUACUAUUUUAUUUUAUUGGUCUUAGAUGUGUAUAUAUUGUAUUUGUGUUUCUCUGCUGAAUGGGAGGGGCCAGCAUUGCCUGAUUGAUCGUUUCUUGGGAAUACAAUUAAAAGCCCAAAAUCUCAGUUAGGUUUGUUUGAGGGAGAAAGACAAAAACAAAGCUGGAAUCAGCAAUCAUUUAAUCAAAGAUUGAUUGGCGAGAAAUUGAUGUUGUUAACUAAUAGAUAACAUUGGUCUACAAGAAAAGACCAUAAAAUCAGAAGGAACAACUCUUGGUUUGAAAACACAUCUUAUUGCCUUCCUCACUAUACCUGUGGCAUUCUUUUGCACUGUGGUACACGUAUGAAAACAAUCAUGAAGGCAAAAAAAAGGCAAGAAGGUUACUGCAAAAAAAAAAAAAAUGGCUAGAAGGUUAUUGCUAGUUGAUGGAUUUGGGCCCCCUGGGAAAGCUGUGCCUUUCUCUUGUCAAGUGAGCUUGUUCUCUGCUAAAGCAUGAUGUGUCUUCACAUGAACCCCCAAGGACCAAGGGGGUAUUUAUUUCACAAAGCUGGUUUAAUAGUAAACCAGGUUAAGAUAACCUUGAGAUAGGAGUAAAUCACCUAAUAGAAGAGCCCGGAGUCUUCAUUUUCUGAACUAAAUAUUGCCUGCAGGCUAUCUAUUAGCGGGUUUACCAUUCCCUGUAGGCUAACUUAGCCAAGUUUAUCAUUUAAUUAACCAUGUUCUUGGAAUUCUCCCCAGGCUUCCGAUCCCCUGCCACUAGCCCUAUGCCCACUGAAGCCCUGUACACUGAAGUUAGCAGCUAAAGGUGAUGCUGCCUGACAUCCUGCCUUUGGUAGUCACCAUUGCACAUAACAAUGACGAGUAUUGCCCUAACAGUUAUUUCAGUUGUGUCAGUCGAGUGAGUGAGGCGUCACAAGUGUUAACCACAGUGACAACUUUUCUGUAAAGUCACUGGGCAUUUUGGUUAUCUGGUUUGUAGACUGCAUUGUUUAUUUGAUUUUUUUUUUUUCCUUAAAAAAUUGACAUGCACUGGAAAGAAAUUGAAUAACUUUGGGUUCUUCACCCUGGUGUUACCUUUAAAAUCCUGUGUAAUGUAGUAAACUGUAACAUGCACAACAGGAUAUACAGUACACUCUGGAAUCAUUUCUGAAGUCUGAUUCAUUUGGCACCACUGAAGCAAAACAAAAAAAAAACUCAGUGGGCUCAUUAAUUCCAUUCUCUGCAGUGUACAAUUGAGGUCGAAGAUGGAAGGGAAGCAAGCCACCAUGUUGCCCAGUGUUAGCACUGAUUUUGUGGGUGUCCAAGACUUGGUCUGGUUGCAGAAACUGCCGUUUGGUCGAUGUGACUAGAGGCCCACAAGAACAGUUAGCUUAGUGUUAAAAACCAUCAGUGUCUUGGAAUUAUUCUUACUAAUUUUUUUGUCCAUUGUAAUUCAAGGGAACAUGAUGAAGAGUGAAGUUUAGAUCAUUCUACUUGGAUGAAUCCUUGCUCGUGUUCAUUUUUUACUUUUUUAAAAUCUUUUUAUACUAUGUCUGCUUUUUGGAGACAGUUUCGGCCUGUAAAAUGUUUUUAUUGACACCUUAUGGAAUAUCUGCGUGUGGAGCAUCAAAUGAGAUCAAGGGCUUUCUUAUUCUGUUUGAAAGGCAAAAAAGGAAUGAACUUGCAACAUUCCUUGCUGAAUUCUGAUACAGAAAGGGCGGUACAGGCUUGUGAGAUUCUGUUUUGUAGUCAUUUCAUAAAACAAAACACAAAAAAGCAAAAUAUCCACACAUUUUCUACAAUAAUGGGAAUAUGUCAUGUAUUGGAAUCAACAUGAAAUAUACUAUGUUUUACAUCGUCAACUGUUCAGUUACAUUUCUUGCUGAAUUCCUUGAAGUUGCCUUCAUUUCAUUACAGUUUGUAAACAAUUAUUUUGAGGCUUAACACUUACUCUGUAUACCAAGAAAUGAGACCCAGCAAAAAUGUAGCAUUUUUGUUUUUUGUAAACUUUGACUGUGCGUCUACGAGACUGAGCUGUGCACUCAUACUUUGUUUUUUUCCCCCUGGUUUUUAUACAGUAUGGAGGUUUAGACGAUUUGUUAUAUAGUGCAAUAUGCUGUACAUAAGAGCUUUUCUCUGAAAGAAAACUUUUUUUGGUUGUUUAAUUGGUACAUUUUUUUUUCAAUAAAAUGUAUUGAACUCUGUGAA